UCUGUGUAGCUUUGCGCCUUUCCUGGGAUUCACUUGGUAGCCCAGGCUGGCCUCCUGAGUGCUGGGAUUAAAGGCGUGCGCCACCACCGCCCGGCUUUUUUCUUGUUUUAUGUAUCGACUAAAAUCUGUAGUACAAAAAUGAAAUGGUAGCUUCAAAGUGGUGGCACACACCCUUAGUCCCAGCACUUGGGAGGCCGAGGCAGUCGGAUCUCUGAGUUUGAGGCUAGCCUGAGCUACAGAGUAAGUUCCAGGACAGCCAGGACUACACAGAGAAACCCUGUCUCAAAAAAGAGGAGGGGGAAAAAAAAAUGAAAUGGUAAGAGAAAUUUUGUUUGGUUGUGUUGGUUUUUGUUGUUUUGGGGGUUUUGUUUUGUUUUAAAGGUCUCCCUAAGUAGCUCAGACUAACCUGGGACUCAACGCAGCCAACAUAGACCUUGAAUUCACAGUGAUGCUUCACCUCUGCCUCCCACAUACUGAGAUUACACCUGUGAGCCACCAAACCUAGAAAGAAGUUCUAAAAUACCAACUUACUUUCUUUUGUUCUUUUAUUCUUUUUUGAGACAGGAUCUCACUUUGUAGACUAGGACUCACAGAGAUCCACCUGCCUCUGCCUCCCAAUUGCUGGUAAUAAAGGUGUGUUCUACCACCACUGUCUAGCUAAAAUAAUUUUUUUUUUUUUUAAAGAUUUAUUUAUUUAUUAUGUAUACAGCAUGUUUGCCUGCAGGCCAGAAGAGGGCACCGGAUCUCAUUACAGAUGGUUGCGAGCCACCAUGUGGUUGCUGGGAAUUGAACUCAGGACCUCUGGAAGGGCAGUCAGUGCUCUUAACCUCUGAGCCAUCUCUCCAGCCCCUAAAAUAAUUUUUUUUUAAUUGGGGAAUAAUGAGUGGAAGGAAAGAAACCAGCAUUGGUUCUGUGAGAAAACCUUAAUGGCAAGUUGUCUAAAGACACCUUUGUUGCUCCACAAAAUUGCCUUUUUAAAAAACACUCAAAAAAGAAAAAGCCAGACAUGCUAGUGCAUGCCUUUUGUCCCAGUUUUCAGAGAUCUCUGAAUUCCAGAACAACCUGGUACAUAGUGAGGCCCUGUCUCAAAACAAACAAACAUGGGGCUACGGCGAUGGCUCAGUGGUUAAGAGCACUGACUGCCAUUCCAGGGGACCUGGGUUCAAGUCCCAGCGCCCACAUGGCUGUCUGUAACUCCAGUUGCAGGGAAUCUGACACCUUCACAUAGACAUACAUGCAGGCAAAACACCAGUGUACAUAAAAUAAAAUAAACAAAUAGUUAUUUAAGGCUAUGGUGGCACGAGUCUUUAAUCCCAGCACCUGGGAAGCAGAGGCAAUGGGAUCGAGGCCAGCCUGGUCUGCAGAGUGAGUUCCAGAACAGCCAGGGCUGUUACACAGAGAAAACAAACACAUAACAACAGUAACUUGGAGUUCAGUCCCCUUAUACAAAUCUCUGAGCAGACUUUGGCUCAAUUUGUCGUUUUCUGUUGAAUUGGCCAGCUGCCUUGAAGACAUUCUAUGCAUAUUUUCAAUUCUCUAUUCUCAGAGUAUUGUCAAACCCAACAACCCAAAAUUUAGGAGAAAAGAAACUCUACAUUUUCAGACAGUGGUAGUAGAAUUAAUAAUAACUUUUCUUGAUCAAUAAAAUAGCUGAUUUAGUCUAUCUACCUUAUUUUUUGGAGUUUGUUUGUUUGUUUGUUUGUUUUGUUUUGUUUUUGGGGUUUUUUUUUAUUUUGUUUUUUUGUUUCUCUUCAUAGCCCUGGCUGUCCUGGAACUUGCUCUGUAGACCAGGCUGGCCUUUCGUUCACAGAGAUCCUCCUGCCUCUACCUCUUGAGUGCUGGGAUUAACGGUGUGCACCACCACUGCCCCAGCUAGUCUGUCUACUUUCUAAAUUGCAUUUGAAUGUCAUGCUAUUGUGGGUUGGGUUUCAUGUCCAGAAGUAACCUCUCAAGUAAGCGGGUGCAUACGGAUGUAAAUGAAAACAGUAUUUUCUUCCUACCUUGUUUCUAAAGCUCUACAGGUGACUACUGGCUCUCAGCUCUCACUCAUGUCAUCUGGCAUGAACAAAAUGCUUCCUGCAGUCCCAGCCACAGCUGUCCAGCUUUCCUGUCAUGGCUGUAAAAGAGUUCUUCAGGAGGGACAGACUGCUUAUCAGAAGAAAGGUUCUGCUGAGCUUUUCUGCUCCACACUGUGCAUCAGGAAAUACACGUCAUCUGCCAUCUCCCCAGCUCCUGUCAAGAGGAUGUGCUUCAACUGCUCAAGAGACAUUUUAGAUCUGAAGGAUAUGAAGAAUGUCCAGUUGGAGGACAGUAACUGUAACGAAGACUUUUGUAGCCAGUCUUGCCUUUCAUCAUAUGAAGAAAAAAGAAAGUCAUUUAUUACCAUGUGUACUGACAGCACUUUUAGUAAGUGCAGCGUGUGUCAGAAGACAUCUACCAAACCACCCAGACUGCUUAGAUCUUUUCCCUGCCAAACACUGAAACUCUCAGAUGAGAUGAUUGUGAUUACUAAUGACUUGGGGAACAUAGAGGUUUUCUGCUCUCUUUGUUUUUCUUCAUACAACAGUGCUGUGAUGGAAUCUUCGACAGUAAAUGUUUCCACACUACACAGUGCUUCAAAAGAGAAUCUUUCUCCAAGGGAAUAUCCAAUUCCAGUUAUAAGCAAUAUAAUGUCAUUAGUAAAUGAUCAUGUUGACCUGCUCAUGAACACUGAUCUCUUACAAGGUUCCCGUUCUUCUGUACCUACAGAUGUCAUUGUAGAUAACUCACCCAGCGAACCCAGUAGUGGUAUUGGGGACCACGUGGGACAGCCAAGCCUUCUCCCGUUGCCGUUGGUGCCCUUGGAGGACACAGCUGGUCCCAGUGUGGAAGCACAGAACAGCAGUGUGUCACACCAGCCCCACAGCAUGGAAUCUGUGAAAGUAAAUGAUGGACCACGUCAUACAAAAUCUUCAUCCACAGUGCAAAGAGUCAAGAAAGAACCACAAAACAGUAGAAAACCUUGGCGCUCAGCUUUUCCGCAUUUGAACACCAGUCCUAAGAACGACGUUGCGUUCUGCUAUUCUUGCCACUUUUUCUACCAGAAAAAUUUUAGCUGCUGGAGAGAAUCAUUUGCAGCCCAAGGAACUGCUGACUGGGAGAAAAUGCUAGAAAAAUUCAAGAAGCAUGAAGAAAGUGAAGUACAUUUAAAGUCUCUGCAGUUCUGGAGACAGUACCAGUUUCUGGAUGAAGUUCCACAUGGUGCUUCGUCUGUUUAUUCAGAACAUGUUGAGGGAAAUAGGAAGUACCUAAAACUCAUCAUUGAAAACAUCUUAUUUCUUGGAAAACAGUGUUUGCUCCUAAAAGGAAAUGACCAGUCUAUUUCAUCCAUUAAUAAAGGCAAUUUUUUGGAAUUACUAGAAAUUAGAGCAAGAGAUAAAGGAGGAGAAAUGUUUCAGCUUAUGAGUUCACAUGUUGACUUCUAUUGUAGUACACAAGUCCAGGAGGAGAUUAUUGAAGUAAUAAAGGCUGAAAUUUUGGAAGACAUUGUGAGUGAGAUCAAUAUCUCCUCAGCUUUUUCAAUAAUAUGUGAGGAGACAACUGAUUGUGCCACUAAAGGACAGCUUGCAGUGUGUGUGAGGUACCCACAAAAAUCCUCAAGUGCAGUCCUCGUUAAAGAGAGGUUCCUGGGGUUUGUUACUGCUGAGGAGAUGACUGCAGCCCAUGUCCACAGACACAUCAGAGCUUACUUGCAGCAGCUCGGAAUUGAUUUUAAUAAGCUAUGUGGUCAAGCCUAUGAUAGUGCCACGGAUUUGAGGGUCAAGUUUAAUGAAGUUGUAACAGAAUUCAAGAAGGAAGAGCCAAGAGCUUUGUAUGUACAUUGUCAUGCACAUUUUUUUGAAUUAGCGGUCAUUCGUUUUUGUAAAGAAGUAAAAGAACUCCGAAGUACACUAAAUACUCUCAGUUCUUUGCUCAACACUAUUCGUGCGUCGGGAGAAAUGUUGGCAAUUUUGCAAACCAGAUGUAAGCUAAGUCAGAAUAAAACUUGUAAAAAACACACGUCACAGUCGUGCUGGACAGCCCACGAGCACUUGUUACUGUCUGUGAUGGAGUGUCUCCCAGAGGUCGUGGAGACGCUGCACUCGAUGACUCGCCGUUACUCAGGCACAGCCGUGGCUGACGAACUCAGUGAUUUGCUGGCGGUGGUUACCAAGUUUGAAUUUAUAUUUUGUCUGAGAUUUCUUUAUCGAGUACUCAGUAUUACAGGAAUUCUUUCUAGAGAGUUUCAAAGUGAAACUGUAGACAUCUUUUCUUUGUUUUCAAAAAUAGAAGCAAUUUUGAAAUGUUUCUCUUCUGAAAGGAAUGACAAGUAUUUCAAGUCUAUCUGGGAUGGAGCAAAUGAAAUAUGUAAAGAAAUAACCCGUAAGGGUUUUAAAGUUGAAAAACCCUCUUUUCAAAAAAGAAGAAGAAUUCAGAAAACAGUAGAUCCUGGCAACUCAGAGUGCAUGUUUUUUCCUACUUCAGCAAAUGAACAAUAUAAAGUUAAGAUUUAUUACCAAGGUUUGGAUACUGUAUUAAAAAAUUUAAAGUUAUGUUUUUCAGAAUUUGACUACUGUAAAAUGAAACAAAUUUCGGAGCUGUUAUUUAAAUGGAAUGAACCAUUAAAUGAAGCAGCAGCGAAACAGAUUGAAGAAUUCUAUAAGCUCGAUGCAGACAUUAUCCCUGAACUUAGAUUUUACCAGCAGUAUGCAAAUCUCAACUUCUUCACAGAUUAUGGUUCCUUAAACUUCGUUGACCUUGGCUGUUUAUUUAGUCAGCAUGGUCUCCACAGUAAUAUUCCAGGUAUCUCGAAAUUGUUGCAUGUUGCUUUAUCUUGGCCAAUUACUUCAACCAACAACGAAAAGUCUUUUUCCACACUGCCUCAUCUUAAAACGUACUUACUUCGCACACUGGGACAAGAGAAACUUACAGGCCUGGCUCUGAUGGCUGUUGAGCAAGAACUGGUAAAUAAAUUGAUGGAGCCUGAAAGACUUAGUGGGAUUGUGGAAAAGUUUAUUAGUCAAAUGAAAGCUACAUGAGACUUACAACUUUAGCUGGGCGGUGGUGGCGCACGCCUUUAAUCCCAGCACUCAGGAGGCAGAGCCAGGCGGAUGUCUGUGAGUUCGAGGCCAGCCUGGUCUACAGAGCAAGAUCCAGGACAGGCACCAAAACUACACGGAGAAACCCUGUCUAAAA
Molecule: messenger RNA, 5214 nt
Organism: Peromyscus californicus insignis
Lineage: Eukaryota; Metazoa; Chordata; Mammalia; Rodentia; Cricetidae
Gene: Zmym1
Product: zinc finger MYM-type containing 1
Exons: 6
Coding region: 1977-5057 (1026 amino acids)
Molecular function (GO): zinc ion binding; protein dimerization activity
Source: RefSeq, a predicted model, not a curated record